AUGGUUGCUAAACAAAUUCCCAACAGUCACUGCACAGUGCGACCGGUGUAUCUGGAUUGUCAUCUUGACUUCAGACCGAUCAAGCGUAAAACUUCACUCGAAUUACUUCCGAAUGAGGUUUUGGCUGAAAUAUUUUCCUACUUGAUCCCCAAAGAAAGAACAAUUGAUACCGAAUUUCCGGAGGACCUCGAGAUCAACCAGCGAAUUGACUACCAUCGUGACCACAAUGAGCGCAAUACACACUCUCCACGGCCCGACUCUAAUCCACUGAAUAUCAUGGCCACCAGCUCGCUUUUCUACCAAAUCGGCCGUCAACAUCCCACGUUCAAACGCCGCUCCUACUUUGCCAUAAUCUCGCCCAAGGCAAUCAAAUUCGAAGGUCAUACAGACCGUUCCCUGGAACGUCUCCAAGGCACAAUGCCCCUCUUGCAAAACCUCAAGCUUGUCUUGGACGUGGGGGACUGGGGUGUCAACAUGAGAGAUGGGCAUGUCAACCGAUUUCUUAGCAAUUACGAACUGUUCUUCAGAAGGUUCGGCGGAGCUCGAAUGACUAUGCGCGCAGGAAGGCUUCAACUACGACUACAGGGUAACUUCGCCUGCGAGGAGGAUGAAGAGGUGGAGGUCCCUGACUGUCUACAGGAAUUAGGCGAUCAUUGUGUGGAGGCUUUGAUUUCUGGUCGAGAAGAGGACUUGGAAGGUGUUAUGCAGUGGUGGGACGAUACGUGGAUGGACGGAGGUGAGGGCGAAAGUCGCCCAGAAGGAGGCAUGGCUGCGUGGGGACGAUGUGUACGGAAUGUUCAGAUGGCGGACUUUUUCAGGUUGCUGGCUAGGUUCUUGUACAGUGAAUGA
Molecule: messenger RNA, 849 nt
Organism: Endocarpon pusillum Z07020
Lineage: Eukaryota; Fungi; Ascomycota; Eurotiomycetes; Verrucariales; Verrucariaceae
Exons: 1
Coding region: 1-849 (282 amino acids)
Source: RefSeq, a predicted model, not a curated record